Messenger RNA from Amblyraja radiata (thorny skate), 4866 nucleotides. RefSeq names its product protein phosphatase 1, regulatory subunit 26 (gene ppp1r26). Gene Ontology annotation, biological process: negative regulation of phosphatase activity. Bases 524 to 4531 code for a protein of 1335 amino acids. The transcript is spliced from 2 exons. Lineage: Eukaryota; Metazoa; Chordata; Chondrichthyes; Rajiformes; Rajidae. Gene Ontology annotation, molecular function: protein phosphatase inhibitor activity. The record is from RefSeq and is a predicted model, not a curated record.
GUCAAUCAAAGCCCGGGGAUCCGGGACUGGCGGCGGCGGCCGGACUCAAGCUGCUGGCUGGCCGGACGGGCGACCGGCUCCACACCCGAGGCUUCGGGCCUAGCUGCACCCGGCGGAGGCCCGGCCUUCCUCCUAUCUUUGCACCCCCUUCCCCAUGCUGCAUUUGCAGGGAAUAAAACGUUGUAACAGUUGCCCCGGUUAAGGGGAAGCAAGGAGAGGGGACUUCUCCUCCAGCCCCAGCCCCAGCCUCUGCUCCCCCACCCUACCCUACACUUGCUUUGCAGUCCGGGCCCAGGUCGGAGGGUGUGGCCUGAGCCUGCGGGGUCGGGUUUAACGACUGCCGGCCGCAGCUGGGAGCAGGGCGACAACGGGAGGCUCCGUGUGACCGGGGCCCGGCGAGGGAUCCGGUUGCAAGAGAGAAUCAGAUAGUUGGAGGGUCACCAGGGGUGGGUGAGGAGGUGCUGACGCUCGCAGCAGUUUAGGGGCACUGCCAACCUGGAGCCAAAGUCUGGACCAAAAUACCAUGGAUCUUGUAUUUAUUAAGGAUGUGAGGAGAAGAGCACUACGGGGUACAUGUCCAGUCUGCCACUUUCCUGCUAUAAUGUUUUUAAUGAACCUGGCACCUGUCUCUGCGGUACAGACAGAUUGGCAGCCCUUUGGAGCAUCCCAGAGCUAUAGCCUCCCCGUGGUUUUCUCCCCGCCGGGGGAGAAGUUCUCGCCUGUUGGAAGUGCUAUCAACGUAAAUGUACAAAUGAUUGUGGAAAACCUGCAACCCCAUGACCCGUCUCGUGCCAGGAACAAUGACCCCAGCAGUAACGCUCAGACAAAUCUCGUCUCAAAAUGGCGGAGCGAGGGCGUGAUGGACGACGGCACCAUCAAUGUUUUAAAAGGGGCGGCCGUGGAGGAUCUGAAGACCGGGUAUCCAACCUUCACGCUUGGCACGGAGGAAUCCAACCUGAGCCACUGUGUCCUGGACACAGACAGCGAUGAGUCUGUAGACCGAGGUAUAGAAGAGGCCAUACAGGAGUACUUGAAGAAGAAGACAGAAGAGAGCUGCUCGAUAACCAACGCCGUACAUGACGUGCUAGUUCCCCCUGGGAUGCAUCCGGCUAUAGAACACUGUGCUCCAGAUGCCAGCGAUGGUACCUCACUCGGAGGGGAGGUGGUCCCCACCGACCUUGUCAGCGUUGUCCCGCUGUCUGCCCACCUAACGGAUGCUGCAAACUCCAGGUGCACCUCUCCCUCCAGCAUCAGCAGCAACGACUCGUUUGAACUGAGCAUUCAGGCGGAGAUUGAAAAGUUCUUGCAGGACAAGCGGGAUAAAGAAUCCAGCCAUCCCGUCAGCAAGGUGGCAUCAGAGGGAGUGCCAGCACUGAAGAGCAAGAAGGGGUGCGUUAAGCCCGGGACUGGGAGCCAAACACGUGUCGUCAAAGCCUUGGUAACAAAUGCCAGCCCUCACGUUACUGCCAUCAAAUCCACCCACCUGGGUGAAGCUGGCAGCAUCUGCAAAACAGGGAAAAACAAUGAAAGGAAUCUCAAGGGCCUUAAAAAGCUGGCCCAAGAGAAGAAACCAACAGCAUCGCCUAGCUUUAAGGAUCUCUCCAAAAGUAGUAACAUCCAGAGGAAGGUGCAGACUGAGCUCCCUGUCGCAAAGCCUAUCUCCAUCACCACAGGGGCUGAGCUAUCUGAUUCCAGUAGUGAUGACGGCAUCGAAGAAGCCAUCCAACUUUAUCAGUUGGAACAGAAGAAAUCCCGGGAUAUGUCCCCUGCCCUCGGAGUAUUGCCUCGUAACUCCCCUUGCUCCAAGGGUUCCGAUCUUUCGUUGGAUGCCUGCGAGGGGAGGGAAUCAGCACGGGCAACACCACCGAGCAAGAGGCGGAAGCAGUGUGCGCCCAAGUCUCAGGAGUCAAAGACGCCUCAUUCCCUCAACUUUUCGCAGACUGUCCCCAACGACCAGUUGAGCGAUGACUUUGUAAAGCAAAGCGAAAGAAAACUCGCCGAUUCCGGGAUAAGUUUAAAUCGGACGGAGACCCCGUCGGAAUUGUCCCGACAGCAGGGUGGGGUCAACGCUCGGACAGGUGCGGAUGGCUCCACGGGUCGGAUACCACUGGGAGGGGAAGAGCGUGCGGACUCCUGGACGACACCCAGUGAACGCACCACCGCAGGCUCUCACCAAAUCAUCUUUUCCGACAGUGAAGACAGUUCUGUGGAUAGCAGUGACAGCAUUGAAAAAGAAAUUCAAAGUUACUUGGCUCUGAAAGUGAGCAUCAGCAGCCAGAAAUCAAAUGGAGUGGGAACGUUGAACGAACCAGGCAGAGACUUGCCCUCAGAACUGAUGCAGGAAAAUAGUCUCAGCAACCCUCCGUCUUUGCCCUCUCCUUCGUCUUCAUCUCGUGUGCAGUUAUUGCCGAAAGAAAGCUUGGGGAAUGACGUCAGCAUUGAUCACAAACUGGAAACGGAAGAGCUGAGAGGAAGCCAGCAAAAGAUCACUGAGGCACCUGUUUGCAAGACUAACUCUGGCAUUGUCAUCUUCAAGGAUAAACCUGAAGGUGAUUUGCUGGAACGAGAUGCUUUUGAUGGAUAUAACACCCAGGACGGCGGCAAGGCAGUCACCAGUAAUCCAGGCAAGUUAUCGCCCAUCACCUGGGCUGCCAGUGAACAGUCCUGUCACAACAAGCCCCUUCAUGACGCUUGGCAGACAGAUGAUAAAAGUAGCUCGUUGGACAGCGAUGAGGAUCUGGAUACUGCAACCAAGGAUCUGUUGAAAACCAGGAAAAGACUGGGCAAGAGAUUAAGGGACUCCAAGAGCCAGAGCAGGAAGCGAGUCCGGUUUACGGGAGCAGAGGUGCUUACGUUCUCCGAGCAAAGCAGUGGUCUCGGUGAUCAAACUCCCAAGGCCGCUGGUGAAGGCUUUGCAUUGAGCCAUGCUCCCCUGAAGAGCUGCCUGUCAAAAACUAGCCGAGCAGUUUGUAGAAGCUACUUGGAUGUUAAAAGUAAGAAUAACAAAAGAAGAGUGGAGACGUCGGAAGGUGACGGACACGGCAAGGUGGCAGGAAUGGGAAAGUCCACAGGGGGCUCGCUAUCUGCUGCUCCAUCUACCCUGGCUGUAGGGCAGAAUCCGAAAAACAUGGCAUCAAGCGAAAGCAGUUCCGGGGACAGCGAUGAUGGGAUCGAGCAAGAGAUUCUGAGAUUCCUGGCGGAAAAGGCCCGAGCAGCGGAAGAGAGCUUGAAAGCCAAGGAAGGAGUGCAGGGUUUUACAGGGCAAGGUGAAGAAAGCAGGUCGUCAGAAGUGCCAGGCCUUGGUGGCAAAAUGCUUUCGGUCCCUCAACAAACUGAGGGGGCUUGUGUGAAGGGACCACGUCUUGAGGAAGCGGAGGUGGCAGCAGACCAUGCGUGUGGAGGGACAGGGAGUGGUGCUGCUGAAGACAAGUGCAGCAUUGACGGGCGGGAUUUGGUUCAGGACCUUCAUGCCGUUCGCAGUGCGGAGCACCAGACUGAACACGGACAGGUUGUAGGAGGAACAUCAACUGCGAUCCAAACUGAAACCACAACCGGGGUCGAUCAGGGGAGUUUGCUAGUUGACGGCCCGGGUUGUCAAAGGGAAGAGAGGUGUAGCAGCCGGUUUGACUUGCACGGUGAAAUCCUGCUGGACAGAGAGAUUAAUGAGCCCUUGGGAAGUGGCAUCACCCAGAACUUGCAGGAGAAACGGACAACUCCUGAUUCGAAAACAAUUCAACUGUUGGUCCAGGGACAGUGUGUGCAAUAUAUUGAUUCAAGAGAGCCGGGCGUGGGGCAGCUUCAAGCAAAAGCUGUUCAAGUGAGGCCUUCGGAGAAAACGAAGAACAAAUUAAAAUCAUGGAGUGUCUUCUUGACCGACCUCCUCAGUGACACAGUGCCAAAAGACAAGAUUAAUGUUACAAGCAGUGAGGAUAGAUAUUCCACAGAAAGCCAGUCACAUGCAGGCUGUAGUACAGAGCAGAGGCCACAUGCGACACAUUCGCACCUAGGUUGGACAAGCGGUAGUAAAACUAAACCUGACCAGGGUGCAUAUCUAGGCAGACCCUCCCCAACUCCGAUGCCAUCGGUCAGUGCAAUCGCCCAUUCCAGCGAGUCGAGAGGCCUGCCCUGCGUUACCUGGCAGGAGCAGAAUGACCAUAACUAUCAGAGUGGAACGAGGAAGGAGCUGAGGGCGAAGCAAGACGUGAGGUUUGAACGUUCCGCCUUUGUGACGCCACGUUCAGGACCAAACGCCCGUGUCCCAAUCGCUGUACAUUCCACGCCCUCAACCCGCCAGGAAACCGGCAGUGUAGACCAGGGCAUACGUAGCACCGAGUCAGGGAAACCAUUAGUGAGGGCAGAGGGCAGUUCUAAAGCAAAGGCCAGCAGUCAACCCACAGGUAAAGAAGGUGAUGAGACGUCCCAAGCCUGCCAGUGGCGGCCGCUGAGACAGGUCUCGUUGGAAAGUCAGAAUGAAGAGGAAAAUGACAGGGAGAGAAGAACAGGAGAGGCAGCUGAGGGGAAAAGACCCUAACCCUUUCACAACAAAGCUAAUGAUCAAUCAGAUGAUGAGGAUAGAGUGGAGACUAGCAGUUCAGGACAGUAUGGUCAGGAUGAUGAGGUGUAAGUAUAACACUAUACAGUGGCUCUUCUCUUCAUUAUUUAAGAUGUAGUCAUAAAAUUCCUUUGCAGACAGUGGGCUGUGGGCAGGUGAUUUCAGACAAUUUUUGGCUGGUUUGGUGAAAGAUUUCCCAGAUAAACUUCAGGAUUUGACUAAAUGGCAAAGAGAAGAUUUUUUUUGUUUAAAAAAUACCUAUUAUUAUCUUUUCAAAGCAAAGGUUGAUUAAACUAUGGUUGCCUCAUUUAAAA